AUGAAAAGUGAAGAUGUGUUAUUUGACUUUUUAGAAAAGCAAGGUGCUCGUCCCUCUUUGUCAGGGGUGGACUGGGCACACCAAAAUUGGCAUAAUUUGCAGAGUGUUUCAGACCGUAUUAGUGUCUUACAGAAUGAGGCUCGUACACAAGCUGGAAAAGAAAAGUUGUUUAUUUGUGCCGUACUCGGGGCUGCUUUAAAAGCUGCCGUGGAGUUUCGAAAUGAAAAGCAUUCAGCAGAACUCCAAACCAUAGAAGCCCUACAGGAAUCGGUUAGAGUUACACAAGAAUUGGUAAAAACUCUGCAGAAUCAAAUAGUUAAUCUCGAGGAACAAUUAGAAAGAGAGAAACAUAAUUCGGCCUUGUUGCAGAUGGCUUUCAAAGAACUUAAGAAAAGACUAGACAAAUUAGAAAUCCCAAUAGCUCCAUUGAGUCCCUUGAUAAAAACAGAAUAUACCUUCGAUAACAGCGAGGAUCUAGAUCCUCAAAUGAAUGUUAAAGAAAUUCCCUUCUCGGCCACUGAGCUUGCAAAAUUGAAAAGGGACUUUAGCCGCUCUCCAAAGGAAUCAGAAACAGAAUAUGUAUGGAGGGUGAGUCUCACUGGUGGCGACCAGAUUCAGUUAACAGAAAAGGAAGCAGAAGGUUACUGGGGACCAGGAGUAUUUUUAACUACUGGUAACAAUCGUGCUCCCUGGUCAUUAACGCAAAGGGCUGCCUAUUGGGCAGGUGGUCUCAACCCUUUAGAACGGGGAGACCCUCUUGCCAUUACUGGAACUACUGACCAAUUAGUAGAGAGCGUUCAAAAGGCUGCUUGUCUCCAAUUGAUGUAUGAUAGAAAGCUGCAGCCGCAUCAUGAAUCGCCCAUGAUGAUGCCCGUUGAUCCUGAGAGAAUGACCCUUUUAAUUAGAGGGCUUCUGGAAUCACUGAAACCCAUAGGCAUACAAUUACAAGCAAGGAUACAAACUAUGUCACAGGGCGAAAGAACCCGGGCAGUGUUAAAAGAAACUGUAACCCCCAACCAUCUGCAGUCAGGAUGCAAAGUAUGGACGUGGAGGGAGGUAGCCCAAGAGUUAAUUAACUAUGGAAGAAAAUAUGGGACAGUGAUUUCUUUUCCCAGUAAAUCCGAGCCAAGAAGUGUAAGGCUUGCAACAGAGACCCCCAGGCCACCUAGCCCAAAGCUCAGUGGGUCUGGAAGGGUCUCAUUGCCAGUAAAAACCGGUAGGCGGAAUAUCUUUCAUAAACGUAAUGGACUUUGGACUCUGGGUUGGAAAAAGGGUAUUCCACGAAAUUUGAUGGAUGGAUUGACAACAGAUAGGUUAGAGAAAUUAGUUAACUGGUGA
Lagopus muta (rock ptarmigan) is the source of this 1338-nucleotide messenger RNA. RefSeq lists its product as uncharacterized. NCBI's taxonomy places the organism in Eukaryota, Metazoa, Chordata, Aves, Galliformes, Phasianidae. The record is from RefSeq and is a predicted model, not a curated record.